AUGCGUGCCAAACGCUCAUUGCUUGAGCAUAACAUUGUUCCUGAAGAUCUAGGUGGGGACGUACAAUGUGUAGAGGUAUCGGCGUUGCAUGCUAAGAACUUACCCGCAUUGCAGGAAGCUCUCCUAACUCAAGCCGAUGUAAUGGGUUUAAAAAGCACUCCUAAAGGUUUGGCUGAAGGAGUUGUAAUCGAGUCUUCCGUUGUUCAUGGCUUAGGCAAAGUGUGUACAGUAGUAGUAACACGUGGAACACUACGUAGGAAUGCUGUUCUUGUUGCUGGUGGAGCUAUGGGCAGAGUGCGCACAAUGACGAACGAGAACGGACAAAAUUUACAGGAAGCUGGACCAAGCACUCCUGUUCGGGUACAAAUUCUGAAUAUUGAAGCUAUCAUUGCUCCUUUUAGUAUAACUGAACUUCAGAUAUCUGGCUGGAAGGAAGAUUUGCCAAAUCCUGGAGAAAUAAUAUUGGAAGUGGAGAAUAUGGAUCGAGCUCAUCGCGCUAUCAAAUUUCGCCAUGAAAAAGAGAUGGCAGAGAAGGCGGAAAGGGAUUGGAAAGCUAUCGAAGGACAACGCAUGGAAGAACGCGAGAAAUACUUAUCUAACCGACAAAAGAUGUUGAACUCAGGAUUUCGCUAUGGAUCAACUUUACGGCGAGUCGUACACAAGGAUCACAGGCUUGAAAAACCAGCUGAAGACGACUUUCCCAAACUUCGAAUCAUGCUACGAACAGAUGUUGAAGGAACUCUAGAAGCUAUAUUGAACGUCACAGAAACUUAUACAAGUGAAAAGUGCAAAUUUCAAAUUGUGGAGUUCGGAGUUGGUCCACCGACGAAUGUGGAUGUGGAGAUUGCGAAGGAAACUGGCGCUUUGAUCUACCUUUUCAAUGUGCAACCGCCCCCCGCCAUACGACAGCAAGCUGAACGUGAUGGUGUUCGAAUCGAGCAGUUUAAUGUAAUUUACCGCCUUGUUGAGGCGCUGAAGAAUGAAUUAUCGGCACAGCUACCAACCUUGACUGAAAUGGAACUUGUUGGGGAGGGACAUGUGUUAAAGGAAUUUCUUAUCUCCGACCGCAAUCGAAAGAAGCAACCAAUCGCUGGAGUCCUCGUCGAUUGGGGAAAUUUUCAAAAAAAUUGCGUGUUUAAAUUCAUCCGGAAAGGAAAUGUGAUCUAUGAGGGAAGUGUCGAAUCAAUGAAACACGAAGCAGAAAUGGUCUCAUCUGCAACGACAAACACAGAGGUUGGAAUUGCUCUCGAGGACAAAAGCAUAAGAUUCAAAGAAGACGACACUGUGGAGGUGUACACUAAAAAACAAGUACCGCAAACGAUCGACUGGUAUCCGCCUGGAUUCUGA
Messenger RNA from Strongylus vulgaris, 1347 nucleotides. Lineage: Eukaryota; Metazoa; Nematoda; Chromadorea; Rhabditida; Strongylidae. The record is from the annotation of a GenBank genome assembly.